CGACCAUGAAAACAAGGAAGUGAAGACAGGGAACUUUGACUAGGCUGCUGUGUUUUUGUUGUCAGGAAGGCCCCGAUUUUACUUCAGCGAUCAAGACUGCCUCCGUGUCUCAAAUUCUUUGUCGACAUUAACCAAUUCACGGAAAAUGAACAACAAAGGCUCAUAUCCUCAGCAAGCUGUGUACCCCCAGCAGAGCUCUGCCCCCAUGUACCCCCAAACUAUGCAGGUCCCUGCCCAGGCACCUCCUUACUCUGAUGCACCUCCGGCGUACUCUGAGAUCUACCAGCCCAGGUACAUGCACGCACCCCCUGCUCCUGGUCAGAUGGCGCAGAUGUCCUCCGCCUACCCAGGCACUCAGAUGUUCAUGCCCUUGCCACAGACGAUGCCUGUGGGGACUAUGGGCCCUAAUGUCCCGAUGGCCUAUUAUCCUAUGGGGGCGGUGUACCCCCCAGGCUCCACAGUCCUGGUGGAGGGGGGCUUUGAUGCAGGAGCUAGAUUUGGAACCAGCAGCAAUCCUGCCCUUCCUCCACCUCCUCCUGGAUGCCCAGCUAAUGCUGCCCAGCUAGCUGCCAUGCAGGGAGCCAACGUGAUGAUGACACAGCGCAAGAACAACUUCUUCAUGGGUGGCUCCAAUGGGGGCUACACCAUCUGGUAACAGCGGCCUCUACCCCAGGCUUGUUCCUCUCUGUCACCCUAAAGCCCCCUUCUCUCUCUCACUCUCUCUCUAGCUUUCUACCUCUCUCUUCUCUCUCUACCCACUCUCUCUCUCUCCCUCCGUAUUCCUUCUUUGCUUCCUUCGGGGCUGCUUGGCCAUGCCACAAUACUGAUAUCACCUAACGGAAUGUAAUAUUUUAGAGCCCUUAGUCAAGGUACAGUACUCCACUGCAGAUUGAGAGCACAAAUAGCUCAGACUAGUGGUAGGUUGACCAUACCCUGGACCAUCCUGUAAGGCUAAUAGACUGAGCGUGAAGCUGGAUAGAACGGCAACUCGACUGGCCAAUGGCUAAUGAACCAUUUUGGUGGGAGUAUGAUCAUACCCUUUGCCUUUGGGCGAAUAGUAAGACCAUUAUGUUGUCGCAUUAAUAUUUACUUUUACACAUAUAGAGUUUACACACAGACUAAUUACAUUGUCUGUUUUUAUCAUCCAUUGUAAAACCAUUGUGCAAUGCUUUAGAUUCACAGGUGAUAUCUCUUUUCUGGGUUACUUCUUUUUGUUUACCAUGGACACCAGGUAUCAUUUUUUGGGGUAACUUUUGUUAUAUGAAACACUCUAGCAGAAUGUCUUCCUCUCUUAAGGUGCUCUCAUUUGGCCACAGCACUAGUAGACUUAAAAUGUUUUGUCUUUUUGACCAAUGUUGUGUAUAUAUUUGGUAAUCACAGCAUUUUUCUAUUAUUAAUCAGGAUUAGGAUGUAAGGAAUUACAAGGAUGGGUGCUGUUAGAUCCAUAGAGCAUCUAUUCAGAAGCAGAAAGCACGAGAAUGAUGACCUCAAAAUCAGAUUUCAAGGACUUAAUUUGUUUACAGAGUGAAAUCAUAGUGGAAUACUGUACCUUCAGGGCGAGCUUAGAUGAACUAUAAUCAGGUGCCAAAGUCUACGAGCACCAUUAAAAUAUAAGCAAAGAAAUUUACAGAUGAAUGCAGAACCCAAUGCAGUUGCAAAAUGUUUUUUAUUUUGUUUUUGUUUUCUUUUUGUGGAGAGGUUGGUUGGCUUCGUAACACGUCAGCUGUUGUUAUAAUCCCCUUCCCCUCUAUUCAUGCCCCUCGUCGGAUACCCAGAGCUGUACAUACUGCAGAAUUUGAGUUAGCUGAGUAAAAAUGUUAGGUCUCCCAAUGAGUCCCUGUUUAUCCCGCCCACUUAGAAUGGGCUUAAGUCAUCUUAGUCCUGAUGCCAUGGUCAAGGUUUCAUCAGAUUUCUUGUUCUGUUUAAUUUUGUUAAUUUGUUUUUAUUUUAUACAUUUUUUUUUUUUUUUUUUACAGUUUUUCAACCUUUGGCACAUCAAGAGCAAGGUUUUUAUUUCCUUCUUAGUGAAAUUCCUUUGAAGUAUAACCAAGGAGCAGGUUGUACCAAAGAUCUGGACUAGAAUGCACUAAAAGCUUUUGCUGUGACUUGAAAGUCAUCUUUCAUAAUAAUUCUGCACAUAAGGUAAAAUUUAAAAAGAAUAACGAAAAACAUAUCAAAUUUAGUGAAUGGUGAUUGUUUUGCAGGCAUACCAUGUCUGUAGAGGCUCACCACUGCUGUGACUUGUCUUUUGUAGUGGGGUGCGUGAAAUGCGUAUUUCUAGUGUAAUUGCAUCUUGGUGGUUCUGCAUGCUUUUUGCACUUUUCUUCAAAUACAAUUUUUUUUUGUUUGUUUUUAAUAAAGGAUUUAUCAUUGUUAAAUUUUUUAGGAAUACUACAAAUAUUAAUUUAUGUGCACUGUCAACCAACUCUGAAAUGUUAGAUUUUGCAACUUGUUUUUUGUACAAAUGCUUUAUAAGUGCAAAUACAAUGUAAGUCAUGCACCUCCCUGUGUGGAUGAUUUUACAAAGCAGUUUCAUUAAAAAUGUACCUUCGUUCUA
Messenger RNA from Alosa sapidissima (American shad), 2557 nucleotides. RefSeq names its product DAZ associated protein 2 (gene dazap2). NCBI's taxonomy places the organism in Eukaryota, Metazoa, Chordata, Actinopteri, Clupeiformes, Clupeidae. The record is from RefSeq and is a predicted model, not a curated record. The transcript is spliced from 4 exons. Bases 146 to 655 code for a protein of 169 amino acids.